Messenger RNA from Pelobates cultripes (western spadefoot toad), 1043 nucleotides. The record is from the annotation of a GenBank genome assembly. Lineage: Eukaryota; Metazoa; Chordata; Amphibia; Anura; Pelobatidae.
AUGCUAAAUCCCUUACCUUCCACAUCCCUAACAUUAAAUAAAUGGAACAAAUGGGCAAAAACACUGCUGCCACGGAGAAACCCCCUAUGGUAUGCACCAUUACAAAGCCUACAAUACUACACCACGGACCUAAAGCUCCAGGCAUGGGUCAGGGCGGGAAUUCAGCAAUACGCCCAGCUAUUUGGGGAGGAAGGAAUCCAACCGUUCCUGAGGUUACAGGAGAGGUUUGCUCUACCCAACAUGGAGCUCUUCACAUACAUCAGUGUAAAACAUAAAGCACAGGAGACACCUGGUCCCCCACCAGACCCCUCUCUGAUGGGGAAUUUUGAACGCCUAUGCAUAGGAGGAAAACUUAGCAGAAAAGCAUUAGCGGCCUGCUAUAGAGCCAUCCAGGACACACAGAGACCACUAAGGUUCUCUUACAUGGUCAAUUGGGAAAAAGAAAUAGGUCAGGAGUUCACCACAUAUCACCACAUAUCAAUGGGCGCAAGCGCUCAAACAAACAAAAGCGGCUACUAGACCACAUAGAGGCCACCUACAAGGUGUGGAUGAGGCGGUACAUGACCCCGCAGAGGCUAUCAAGAAUAUAUGCCAUUCGACCCAGGGGUGCUGGAGAUGCGGGGACGAACCGGCUCAACCAGCCACAUGUUUUGGUCUUGUAGGGCACUACUCCCCUUCUGGACACAAAUCAAAGAGGUGAUAACCAAGCUGACAGGGGAAGUGAUUUCCCUACACAUGGCACCAUAUAUACUACAUAUCUUCCCGAAGAUCUACAGUACACCGAACAGAGCGGCAAUAAGGUCCUGAUAGCCACAAAACAAUGUAUAGCUUCCCUGUGGAAAACAAAAGAGCCCCCACCAUUGACCAUGGUACUAGAAAAACUCGACAAGACCAGAGUGUAUGAAAAAAUGUCCCAUUCACUAACCAAUACGAGUCAGAAAUGCGAACAAACUUGGGAAAAUUGGGACACACUAUGGGCAGAAUAUGCGGAUAAAGAGGAUAGAGAAGCUGAUGGAAUGCAGAACCCACAAACUGGAUCCUAG